Messenger RNA from Phytophthora sojae, 537 nucleotides. RefSeq lists its product as hypothetical. The transcript has 2 exons. The record is from RefSeq and is a predicted model, not a curated record. NCBI's taxonomy places the organism in Eukaryota, Oomycota, Peronosporomycetes, Peronosporales, Peronosporaceae. Bases 1 to 537 code for a protein of 178 amino acids.
AUGGCUAAACUUACUGGAACCUCUAACUACAAGGUGAACGAGGUUCGCCGCCUCCUGGUUCUCGUCGCCAAGUACCUCCCGCUUGGGAAGGAUGAGUGGGAGCGCCUCGCGAGUCACUUCAACGCCAACCGCGGCCGUGGCAUCGCCGAGCGCGACUACGAAAGCCUUCGGCGAAAGUUUAUGGUGCUCUACAGCACCCGCAAGCCCAUGGGAGUGCAAGCGAUGCCGCCUCACAUCAAGGAGGGCAAGCUGUUGAAGAAGGCCAUCGACGACAAAGCCAACGUGGUCAUGAUGCUGAUGAUGCGCGAGGAGAACGAACGCAAGGCCGAGGCCCGACGCAUGGAGGAAGCGCAGCGCCGCCGAGACGAGCUCGCCGCUCGUGAGGCGCGUUACCUCGCGGACAAAGCGGAAGCGGUGGAGCGGUGGCGCCAGGAGAAAGUCGAGAUCGAGGAGCGUGCGCGUCGCGACAAAGAGGAGGCCCGUGCCCGCACCCAGGAGCUGCUGCUGCUGAUCGGCGCGCUGACGAACAAGGACUGA